AUUGAACGUGGCUACUUUGGGAUGAAAUCGGCCUUACCCAGCAGUGAGGGCAACACAGAAGAUGACGGCAUCGUCUGAUUGCGAGUUCGGCCAGCCACAGCAGGCACAGCAUUGUGUGGUGGAUGGAUGAGAGGAGUCGGUUAUCGACCAUUGGCUAUGGUGCUGCAGGAGUGACGAUGAACAGCAGCGCCGUCCCAGAUGGACACUCGGAGGCACCGCCUGCAGAGAGAGCAGAGGUGCGCCUCAGCCUGAACAAUGUCCUAUACAACAGAGAGAUGUGUGUCUGUCCGUCUGUGUGUCUGUUUGUCUGUCAUUCACUUCGGCUGUGCUGUGUGUGUGUACCGGUGGUGCAGGUGGUGUUGAUCAUCACGUCUUUGGGCAGCAUUCGGCGUCAGUGUUGGCGCAGCCGGAAGGCGCAGCACCUUCUGGACUGCAAACAGGCCGACUACACACUCAUCGACGUCAACAGAGAUGGCACGCAGUCAGACGGUAACCAGACAAACAAACAUGCACAUGCACAGCCAUCCAUCCGUGUGAUGUGUCCGCUUUUCAUGGCCUCGCUCUCUCUCUCUCUCUCUUUGUCUUUGGUGCAGCAUCAUGGCCCUACAAGGACAGUGCGUAUGUGCGUCAGUGGAGGAGAGAGGGCCUGCUGAUGGAGGACACACACUCGAUCGCACCCUCAGACAGCCCACCACAGGACGACAGCCCCGCCACUGCAGCAGCAGCGUCUGCCGCCAACGGUGCCGCAGACGCCAUCACCAUACCAACAACCAGCGCGGAACAAAGUGAGCCAAUAUCGAUGGCCGAUGGAUGGAUGGCGAAAGAAACGUGAUUGGGCUGUCAAUCCCUCUGUGUGAUGUGAUGUGUGUAGUUUUGAUUCCGCAGGUCUUGUUGGACGGCGUGAGCAUCGGCGACGACCGAGUGCUGCAAGACCUAGAAGACGACGGAUACCUCGGUAGGUCGAGGUGUUGGCAGGCAGGCAGGCAGGCAGGCAGGCAGGCACACGCAACAACAUACACACACACGCCCUCUGGUGCCUGCCGCUCCUGUGUGUGUCAUGUCCAUGUCCAAUAGACAAGAUCCUGGACCGUCUGAUGUGUCCGUCCCCCUCCUGUCGGGCCGAUCGGUUCCCCGACGAGCCCUCCUGCCCAUCAUGCCGCACACCCUUCCGGCAGCUCAUCUCUCACGACGACAUCGACCGCUGCCGUGUGCAGCAGGUCCUGGGCUGGUCCGACAAGACGCACGGCAGCUCUCUGGCCAUGUUGCUUGAGGCAGCUCUGGGUGAGAGCCCGAGGAACAGCCCCACGGCUAGGCGCAGCGGGGCGGGCGGUGGGGAGGGGGGGUGAUGGUCACGACAGACACAGUAGCGGAGAGAGGGGCGAUAUUUGGUGGCUGUUGGUUAGGUAGCUCUUUUGCGUGUCAGUCAAGUCGGCCGCUUUUGGUUGCUGUACAGAUCUUACGCAUGUAUGUGUGUGUGCGCGUGCGUGGCGUGCGUGUCUGACUUGUG
Molecule: messenger RNA, 1507 nt
Organism: Vitrella brassicaformis
Lineage: Eukaryota; Vitrellaceae
Source: the annotation of a GenBank genome assembly